UCCCUCUUCUGUGCUGUUGCGCGCUGCUCCUCUCAGUAUCUAGAUCUAUGUUGUAGCCUAGAACGAGCGGGCUGUGUGUGCUUCACAUUGCACGAGCAUACGGGGUGCAAAGAUUGAAUUAGAUUUUAUUAUUAUUAUUUCGCCGUGGUCACUUUCCUCGGGGCUUUUUUUCUCCUCUGUUUGGAUACCUCUGACUUAGGCAUUGGAUAUGUGCACAAAGGAUGAUGAAAACCCCUUUCCUCAUCGUAGAAGUAAAAUAAAAUAGGCUUUCGCGCACACUGGAUUUACCUCUUGCCGUUCCAUAUGAAGAAGUCAAAAAGUUGGAUAGACGUCUGUGUCCAUUUCCUGCUGUUCAUGACGCUUGGGGUACAUUCAGCUGCAACUGGAAAAGUGGUCAAUGAUAUUGACAGAAGAGUCCCUGAUUUGAGACAAAAUAUUCCAAAAGAUUACAAAAUCCCCAUCAAGUUCAUUCCCAAAGAAACGGGCGACAUGUGUUGGGCAAAGUUAAACCUUUACUACUUGGAGGAGAGCUUGAAGGAUUUAUCUGAAAAGUUUGGAAACAUUUCAUCUAAUAAGCUCAACAUACAAAUACUCAUCCAAUUCAUUGAAGAGAAGCGGAUAGGAAUCAGUAAUAUGAAUCCACAAAUGUUAGAGUUUGAGUGCCACUACAGAGUGGAUAAGUGGGAAACAGGGAAAUACUUUAACUUUGUCGAGGAGGUGUGUAACACCGCAGACAGAGAAAGACCUGAAGAGGAAUGUGAUCCACCUCCCUGUCCCACCACACCGAUACCAACAGAAGAAUCCUCUUCAGUUCAGUCCACGUCAGGCCAUGACAUGUCAUACAAUAUCGCUACUAAAGACAUAACACGCUCAUCAGCUUCUUCGCCAAGUCCCCUUCGCCAGGUGGUGGAGAAAAGCCUUUUCUCCUUACUGUUUGUCCCACUGCUGGCCCUAAUCUUCCUGCUUGUGUGGAAGGUCAGGUCAAGAAGGAACGUAGAGCAUCCUCGGUCAAAUCGUGGAGAAGAAGAAGGCUUUACAGAACCACAUCUGAUGGCACCUCAGCAGGACGGUGAAACGUCAGAAAAAAAUGCGCUGAACCUCCCCGCAGAAGUGUAAAGCUCUGCAAAUUAGAGUGCGCCAGCAAAUUUGGGCUGUGCUCUUCUCUCUCUCUUUUUUUUUUCUUUCAUCUGUUGGUGUUCAAAGGUGAAAGACAAACACGAACCUGCACAAAACAGUGAGACUGCAGAGGUUGAGAGGCCUGUUUUGACUGCGCUCCAGAUUAACGGUGGCAAACGUUGACUGCGAGUUUUGUCAGGCUCAAUCAAACCUGACGCUGUUUUUUGUUUUGUUUUGCUUUUUUUAUAAGACAAUUCAUCCCUGUGCUUUUUGAAAAGGACUAAAGAUUUUAGCCGAUAACCUUUACCCAUCCAAGCCCUAGACGCUCCCGGCUCCAAGCUAUCUCUGCAUCUUCGACCCUGUGGUUAAAACUUUGCAUAUUUAUCGACUUCUUUUUUUUCCCCUCCAGGUUGCCAUGUUUGCUUGUUUUUUUUAUUUUUUCCCUACUUCUUUUUUUUCCCGCCUUCUUUUCAGUCGUCAAAGAACAAAGACAGUGUGACUGAUGCCGGCAAUAUCUUGUUUGAACUGGGGCAUGAAUUUCUACCUCUGGUAACGCUUCAUGUUAACCACAUCCUCAACAGCUCCCCCACUUUUCUUUUCUUUUUUUUUUUUAUCCUAAAAAGUGUCUGAGGUUCUCCAAAGAAUAGCAGUGCUGAGUGUGGUUGGCCCCAAAGUUUAGUCACAGUAGUCUGGCUUGUGUAUGUUCCCAAGAAGAAGAAGAAGAAGAAGGGGGGAGUGGAAGGUAUGAUGUAUUUAUUUAUUGGUGGUUGGCACUCAGUGGCUACUCUUCCACAGAUGAAAGAUUUUGUUUAAGGGCACCUUUUACUCAUGGGUCACAUUUAAAAAGUAAAAAAAAAUAAAUCUCUGUACCAACAUAUUGUAAAGC
This is a messenger RNA of Xiphophorus hellerii (green swordtail), 2002 nucleotides long. It is a transcript of the gene kitlga, whose product is annotated as kit ligand a. Lineage: Eukaryota; Metazoa; Chordata; Actinopteri; Cyprinodontiformes; Poeciliidae. Bases 304 to 1116 code for a protein of 270 amino acids. The transcript is spliced from 10 exons. Gene Ontology annotation, biological process: cell adhesion; positive regulation of cell population proliferation. Gene Ontology annotation, molecular function: cytokine activity; stem cell factor receptor binding. The record is from RefSeq and is a predicted model, not a curated record. Gene Ontology annotation, cellular component: plasma membrane.